GUCUACACUUAUGCCGAGUUAUACGUCGACGGCCCUUUCUGUAAUCGAAGCGACUACGCCCGCACCAAAAGACAUCCAUCAUUUUUUUUGUUGUCAUCAAAUCGUUCGGCCGUCGCGGACUCGGGA
Messenger RNA from Acaulospora morrowiae, 126 nucleotides. NCBI's taxonomy places the organism in Eukaryota, Fungi, Glomeromycota, Glomeromycetes, Diversisporales, Acaulosporaceae. The record is from the annotation of a GenBank genome assembly.